UGCACAUGAAACAAAAGCCCAAAGCACCUAAGUUUGCAAUAAUCUGUAAAAAUGCUCCCCCGGCUAGUUUGUAUCAAUGACUAUGAACAACAUGCUAAAUCAGCCCUUCAAAAGUCUGUCUAUGACUACUACAGGUCAGGGGCAAAUGAUCAGGAAACCUUGGCUGAUAAUAUUGCAGCAUUUUCCAGGUGGAAGCUAUAUCCCCGGAUACUUCGGAACGUUGCUGAGGUUGACCUGUCCACUUCCAUCUUAGGACAGAGGGUCAGCAUGCCAAUCUGUGCUGGGGCGACCGCCAUGCAGCGCAUGGCUCAUGUGGAUGGGGAGCUUGCCACCGUGCGAGCUUGUCAGAUUGUGGGAACCGGCAUGAUGCUGAGCUCCUGGGCCACCUCCUCCAUUGAAGAGGUUGCAGAGGUUUCUCCUGACGCCCUUCGCUGGAUGCAGCUAUACAUCUACAAGGACCGCGAGGUCACCAAGCAGCUAGUGAAGCGAGCUGAGAAGAUGGGCUACAAGGCCAUAUUUGUGACGGUAGACACCCCUUACCUGGGCAACCGCUUUGAUGAUGUGCGUAACAGGUUCAAGCUGCCACCACAGCUCAGGAUGAAAAAUUUUGAAAGCAACGAUCUAGCAUUUUCUCCUAAGGAAAAUUUUGGCGACAACAGUGGACUUGCUGAAUAUGUGGCAAAGGCAAUAGACCCAUCUAUUAGCUGGGAAGACAUUACAUGGCUGAAGGGACUGACAUCACUGCCCAUCGUGGCAAAGGGCAUUCUGAGAGGUGAUGACGCCAGGGAGGCAGUUAAACGUGGCAUGGAUGGGAUCUUAGUGUCCAAUCAUGGGGCUCGACAACUCGAUGGGGUGCCAGCCACAAUUGAUGCUUUGCCAGAGAUUGUGGAGGCUGUAGAAGGGAAGGUGGAGGUCUUCCUGGAUGGGGGUGUGAGGAAAGGCACGGAUGUUCUGAAAGCCCUGGCCCUGGGUGCCAGAGCUGUUUUUGUGGGGAGACCCAUCAUCUGGGGCUUGGCUUUCCAGGGUGAGAAAGGUGUCCAAGAUGUCCUGGAAAUAUUAAAGGAAGAAUUCCGUUUGGCCAUGGCACUGAGUGGGUGCCAGAAUGUGAAAGUCAUCGACAAGACAUUGGUGAGGAAAAAUCCUUUGGCUGUUUCCAAGAUCUGACAGUGCACAAUAUUUCCCCAUCUGUAUUCUUUUUUUUCAGCAUGUAUUACUUGACAAAGAGACACUGUGCAGAGGGUGACCACAGUCUGUAAUUCCCCACUUUGAUACAAAGGGUGUCGUUCUUCUCCAACAAAAUAACAAUCCCUUUUAGUUCAUUGCUUUUGACUUUUCAAUGGGUGUCCUAGGAAUAUUUUAGAAAGAAAUGGACUUGCAUCCUGGAAAUAUAUUAACUGUUAAAAAGAAAACAUUGAAAAUGUAUUUAGACAGCGUCACCCGCUGACAGGCAAACGUGCUGGAAAACAAAAGAAAUCUUUUGGUAGAAUUGCAGGUAGGGUACUGAGAUAAAAAGAAAGUGAUCUCCCUGUUUACUAAUUUUCAUUGUGUUUGGAUAUUCUUAAAAUGGUGGUUCUUAAAUUGUAAGCUCAGGUUCAAAAGGUUGAAAAUGCCUGGAACAAUUUGGAUUUACAUCAUGGAGAAUUAGCACUGGGUUGGAUUGGAAGACAGGAUGGUAAUUUGUGUUUUCCAGAUAUUUAAAACUUUUUGACACCCUGAACUAUGCUGUUUCUUUAAAUGUUGAUUUCCAGUGGCAUAUUAAGUGACUGAAUAUAUGUAAUGUAUUAUGGUGUGCAUUACCUCAAUAAGGAAGAAAUAAAGCAUUUUUUUAG
This is a messenger RNA of Fukomys damarensis (Damara mole-rat), 1829 nucleotides long. RefSeq names its product hydroxyacid oxidase 1 (gene Hao1). The record is from RefSeq and is a predicted model, not a curated record. The transcript has 8 exons. NCBI's taxonomy places the organism in Eukaryota, Metazoa, Chordata, Mammalia, Rodentia, Bathyergidae. Bases 52 to 1164 code for a protein of 370 amino acids. Gene Ontology annotation, molecular function: oxidoreductase activity; FMN binding.